AUGGCCCAGCUUCCAGUGGUCAAAUUAUUAGCUGGAAUUAAAAAUUCUACUCAAUCUGCUGAACUAUUCUAUUUGGAUUUAUCAAAGCCAUUUGAUACUUCAAACAUAUUAUGGAAUUUAAUUCACGACGGAGAUCUUCCUAUAUAUACGUACGGUUCAACUACUGUCGUUAGUUUAGAUAAUUCUACAAUAUUUCUAAUUGGAGGAUAUAUAAAAAAUAAAACUACAAGCGAAUUAGAUUAUUCGAAACAAGUUUAUGCAUAUGAUUAUUCUACUUCUAAAUGGACUACACCAUCAAUUACUGGCGAUAAUGUUCCUAUCAGGCAGCAAAUGACAGGAGUAAUUAAUAAUAAAGGAAUUAUAUACAUAUUUGGUGGUUAUAAUACCACUAAUGCUACAGAAGAAGUUGGAAUAACUUACAAUGAAAUAAAUACAUUGAAUACUCAUUCAAUGACUUGGAAAAAUUUAAGCAUAAUUAAUAAUCUUCCUCCAGUGAGCAGUGACUAUUCAGCUAGUCUUUUACCAAAUGGAAUUAUUGUUUAUGUUGGCGGACAAGAAAAAAAUGACACUCUUACAAAAAUGAAUAGUAUAAAACUUUUUGAUACAAAUAAAGAUGAAUGGUCAUAUAUGGAUGCCAUUGGUGAUGAGGUUGACCCAAGAUGGAUUUUUGCUUCCGUAUUAAAUAGUUCUAAAGUCAAUCCUCCACCGUAUAUUUACGGACAUGCAGGAAAUUUAUAUUAUAAUAAUAUGAUAGUUACAUUUG
Dentiscutata erythropus is the source of this 763-nucleotide messenger RNA. NCBI's taxonomy places the organism in Eukaryota, Fungi, Glomeromycota, Glomeromycetes, Diversisporales, Gigasporaceae. The record is from the annotation of a GenBank genome assembly.